Messenger RNA from Hyla sarda, 1110 nucleotides. Its product is annotated as olfactory receptor 1019-like. The transcript is spliced from 4 exons. Gene Ontology annotation, molecular function: olfactory receptor activity; G protein-coupled receptor activity; odorant binding. The coding region runs from base 1 to 1110 and encodes 369 amino acids. Gene Ontology annotation, cellular component: membrane. The record is from RefSeq and is a predicted model, not a curated record. NCBI's taxonomy places the organism in Eukaryota, Metazoa, Chordata, Amphibia, Anura, Hylidae. Gene Ontology annotation, biological process: sensory perception of smell; G protein-coupled receptor signaling pathway.
AUGUACCAGUUUUUCAUGGUAGAUUGUGGGUGUCAUGGAGUGUAUAAUGCAUCAUCAGAAAAAGCUUUUCACUUUCUAGGAUUUGGUGAUCAAGGAAAGCUUCAGAUUUUCUUCUUUCCAGUCUUCCUGUCUAUGUAUCUAAUCACUGUUUCAGGGAACCUGGGAAUCAUGCUGCUUAUAGUGGCAGAUACUCAUCUGCACACACCGAUGUAUAUUUUCCUUUGUAACCUGGCAUUUAUUGACCUUUGGUAUUCUUCAGGCAUCACACCUAAAAUGUUGGCUGAUUUAGUUACAGUGGAGAAAAGAAUAUCGUAUAUUGGGUGUGCAUGCCAAAUGUAUUUCUUUAAUGCCCUUGGGAGUAGUGAAAGUUUUUCACUUGCAGUCAUGGCCUUUGAUCGCUAUGUAGCCAUAUGUAAUCCUCUCCUUUACCUGAAGAUCAUGACCAGGAUGAAGUGUGUUCAGUUGAUAAGUGGAUCCUAUGUGGGCGGCUUUCUUCACUCUUUAAUACAGACGUGUUCUACUUUUCGUCUUUCAUUCUGCGGUUCUCAUUACAUUCACCAUUUCUUUUGUGAUAUUCCACCUCUGCUGGAGCUGUCCUGUUCUGACACCAUUAUAAAUGAAUUCAUUCUGUUUAUUUUUGCAUCUUCUGUCACUUUAUCUUCCAUUAUUGUCAUUGUCACUUCUUAUAUUGCCAUUUUACAAGCUGUAUUUAGAGGUAACUCUUCCAAAGGGAGACAUAAAGCCUUUUCCACUUGUGCCUCUCACUUCACCUGUGUAAUUCUAUUCUACAGCACAGUUAUCUUCAUGUAUAUGAGGCCAAGUUCUAAAUAUUCCUUAGAACAAGACAAAAUUGUUUCUAUAGUUUAUACAUUGGUUAUUCCUAUGCUAAACCCUCUUAUAUACAGCUUGCGGAAUCGAGAAAUAAAGCUAGCACUGAAGAGGAUAAUUGAAAGAGUCACAGUCCAAGGGCUGGUUGAUCACUCCAAAGGUCUAAAUCACCUCAAAGACCUGGACCCUCUAGAGGCUUUACUAGGCUUCACGGUGGUGGAACAUCUAGGAGGUGGUGGAGAUCCAAGGAAUCCCAAGCCAAAUAAAAAGCUUGAAUUUUGA